AUGCUAUUCAACGGGAUCACUGGACCUAUUAAGGCCAGGAUCUUUGCGACAACGCUGACUGGUCAAGCAAUGACCUGGAUAACCAGGCUCCCUAGGAACUCCAUCUACUCAUUCGAGGACCUAGCUCGGACUUUCCGACUGAACUUUGCAACAAGCAAAGUGCAUCCGAUGCCAGCCUAUGCUUUGGGAAGAAUCCGGCAGAAGGAGAACGAAUCGCUGAGGAAGUACCUCGACCGGUUCAAAGACGCCGCCCUCAAGGUACGAGGGCUAACUGAAGCAGUACACCUCCACUUAAUCAUUUCGGGAUUGGAUGGCGACUCCCCAUUGGCGAGAUCCAUCUAUAAGAACCCGGUGAAUGAUCUGGAGGAGUUCAAAAGGAGGUCGGACAAAUACAUUGACGUGGAGGACAUGCAAAAGGCUUAUGUCGAGUCACGAGGAUGA
Molecule: messenger RNA, 441 nt
Organism: Gastrolobium bilobum
Lineage: Eukaryota; Viridiplantae; Streptophyta; Magnoliopsida; Fabales; Fabaceae
Exons: 1
Coding region: 1-441 (146 amino acids)
Source: RefSeq, a predicted model, not a curated record